Messenger RNA from Nematolebias whitei (Rio pearlfish), 2367 nucleotides. RefSeq lists its product as uncharacterized. Lineage: Eukaryota; Metazoa; Chordata; Actinopteri; Cyprinodontiformes; Rivulidae. Gene Ontology annotation, molecular function: mRNA binding; metal ion binding. The record is from RefSeq and is a predicted model, not a curated record. Bases 50 to 1330 code for a protein of 426 amino acids. The transcript has 2 exons.
GGUGUAGACGCAGACUUCCAGCAUUUACCGUGGAUCACUCUUCUUUUUGAUGCCAAAGGGAUACAGCAUGUCCAAAAUGCUUGACACCAGCAUCCCCACGAACUUUCUGAACCUAACCCUGAGCGAUGGUUUGCUCCUGUCCCAGUCCCAGCUCAAAGCCCCUGGGCAGAGUCGGCUGAGCCGAUCAGCGUCUUUCUUCUCUCCCCCCUCCCAUCCUGACGAUUCAAGCCUCAGCUUGAGCUCUGAACAUGUUAACAGUGAUGACAAUGGCAGCUCUAUCUGGUCAUCUAACAGCUCUAUCUGGAGCCAGGGCCCAGUUUCCAGUCAAAAACAACUCCCCUUUCGCUCAGACCGCUCCAUGAGCAUGACUGAGCCCAGCAGCAGCCUGCUCCCUCCAUUUGGACAGCUGAAGAACCUGGAGCUGUUUCCCCAGAGCUCCACUACCACUGUGGCUCCCCCUCCAGGGUUUCCGCCCUCAUCUAACCUUCCAGCCCAGAUCCCACCAAUGCUCUCCUCCAACCGUUACAAGACAGAGCUCUGUCGGGGCUUCCAAGAGACCGGCAGCUGCAAGUACGGCAACAAGUGUCAGUUUGCCCACGGUGAGGCAGAACUGCGUGGACUGUACCGCCACCCAAAGUACAAGACGGAGCCCUGCAGAACCUUCUACAAUUUUGGCUACUGUCCCUAUGGGUCACGCUGCCACUUCAUCCAUGAAGAGAAAAUAAGUGGAGAUCCCUUGCUGUCUGCAAAAUUCCAGCGACAACCAGCCCCCACAUCAACUGGUGCUCACAAUCCACGUCACCAGCUCCGACAGAGUCUCAGCUUUGCUGGGUUCAUGCACUCAUCACGCUCACCUCCCCCGUCAUUCUCUGCAGCCAUCAAUGAGCCUAACCUGGGAUUCAGUCGUGCUCCUUCUGUGUCCCCACCUCCCACUGAUCUCCUGUCCCCGAUGUUUGGUGACUCCGUGCAGCGGGAGGCCUCAGCAUUCCAGUUCGGAAACCUCCAGACCCACACCAGCAGCGGAGACAUUCCUUACAUCGUAGAGCCAAAACCUUCUCGCUGUGUGUGUGGCCAUGGAAAUAACUUCAACAACAUCAAAAGCAGCACGUUCACCGUGUCAGACGGGCACCCCGAGAGUACUUUGCAACUUCCCAGUCAUGGGGGCAAUGGAGGAUUUAUAAAGCACACCGGACUGCAGCGUUUCUCCUCCGAGGACUCCCUGGAGGACAGCUACAGCAGCUGCAGCUCCAGCGGAUCUGAGUCUCCAACGUUUGACGGAUCCACCACCAAGAGGCUCACUGUGUUCGAACGCUUGUCCCUUUCCGACUAAAUGGAUCCAAAGAGAGACACUUAAGUCACUUCCCUGUUUCUCGACUCUCUUCAAAAACCAGAACUGUCCAGAACAAGUUGAUGAAAUAACACUUGUAUAAAUUUAGCUGAUCUUUUACGAACUACACAUACUAAGAUGAUUUUAGUACUCACUUGUUAUCAGACUCUAUUUUUUUAUACUUAGAAAAACACAGUGUAGCCUUUUAGACGUUUCUAUGUGGUCUUCCGUAAGAAUUACCUCCUCUACAGGUCUUGACCUAACCAGCACAUAUUCUGACUCCUAUUUACCACAAAUCGGUAGUGAUCAAAAAGUCCUGUAAUUAGUGAAAAUCAUUAGCGCCUGUGCCUUAAAGAUUUUUUCUGCCUUAUAGGCUAUUCAUUAUCUGUGCCACAUACAGUAUAUGUUUGAUUCAGUAGCCUUAAUCAGCGAGACCUGACAUGUGUCUAUGAUAUGCACUUUACAGCUAAAUCAAAUGUGGGGGGGAAGCCCCAGUAGCAUUCAACCAAAGCUUAAUCCUUCAUUCUGCUCUGUGGAUGUAUGCGUGUAUGCCUGUUAAGUAUGUAUGUACGGGUGCUUGUGUAUUUUUCUGUAUUUUAUUUUUUAAGACUUGGGGUGCAAGCGAAUAUUGCAAAAUGUUAAAGGAUCAGAAAAAAAAAGUCACGUUAUCGUUUUUAGAUCUCAACGUCUGUAUCCCGACAACUUUUAUGGUAUUUGAUGUUCUAAAACGUUCUGUUCCUUUUUGCUGGUUUGUAAAUUGCACCCCAUUUUGUUUGACAGCCUGGUUCAGGGAACACCGCAGUAUUCCAUUUGGUUAUUGGUUGCCUUGUGUUGUUUAACUUAAACUAAUAUAUUUAUUAUAUUUAUUUGUGUUUAAAGAAGAAAAUUUGUAUUUUGUACUUUAUUUAUGAAUAAAACAUAUUUCAAGUUCUGUGAAAUAACAAUGUGAGAGAGGAAAAAAGAAAAGCAACAAAAAAGAAAAUAUAUUUUUAAUUGCCCGAUAAAGACAAAAUAAAAUACUAAAUAAAGACAUAAUUUUA